Phycomyces blakesleeanus NRRL 1555(-) is the source of this 3207-nucleotide messenger RNA. RefSeq lists its product as hypothetical. Gene Ontology annotation, cellular component: endoplasmic reticulum. Gene Ontology annotation, biological process: phosphatidylinositol dephosphorylation. The record is from RefSeq and is a predicted model, not a curated record. The coding region runs from base 183 to 2966 and encodes 927 amino acids. Lineage: Eukaryota; Fungi; Mucoromycota; Mucoromycetes; Mucorales; Phycomycetaceae. Gene Ontology annotation, molecular function: phosphatidylinositol-4-phosphate phosphatase activity. The transcript has 20 exons.
GGCUCCUCAAAAGUAUCCAAAUAUCUAACUAUCUAUAUAUAUAUAUACAUACAUACGUACAUGCACAUCCAAGAUACACCUACACAUAUACAUGUGUAUUAUAUUAUAUAAUAAUUAUAAGAAUUAAAAUAAUAUAUUUGAUAUCCAGCCUUAUUCUUCUUUCUCUAUUCAUUAUAUCCAUUAUGAAAUUACCAAACACUUUCAGUCAACUUCCUACCCUCUCCUCCGAGACAAUGUAUCUAUAUGUUGCCGAGGAUCGAUUUGUCUUCACCAGAGGCAAAAAUAUUCUCGAGAUCGCUUUUGAGGGUCAACUGAUGACCAGAUUAGACAAUUAUGAACCUUCAAAGGAUGUCAGUAUUUAUGAAGUAUAUGGCAUAGUCGGUAUCAUGGAAGGUGGUCUCGAAAAGUACCUUGUUGUCAUUACACAUGUCCAAACACGCGGUCUCAUCUUUGGGAAACCUGUGUACUCAAUCGAAAAGGUUGCUUGCCUAAGUUUCAAUUCUACUAAAGCUAAAGAUAGACUCAAUGCCAAGGCCAAGGCUAUUAGAACACCCGAAGAUUCUGAGUCUGAUGAAGAGUUCCCUGUAGAAACAAUCAAAUCUACAACUGACACAAAGACCGAGAAUUUUACGCCGAUCAAAUUACCUCCUCCCGGAUCAGGUCCUUUGACCUCACCCGAUGGUACCAAUAUCCAACCACCUAUCCUGCAUCCCUCAAACUCAUUGAUCACUCGCCUAAAGAGAUCUCUUGGAAAGAAAAAGAAUGAAGAAAGACCAAUUCUGAACGAUGGAGUGGAUGAAGAAGUAAAUGAACCGAUGGUGAUCAAAGAAGAAGAUAUUGUGGAAUCAAAGUCCGCCGAGGAAGAUAUAUCUUUGACAUGGACAACAAGUGAAGACACAGUUUUGGAAAAUCGAUUGCUGAGCCAAGUAACAGAACUCUUUGGACGUUCAAUGUUUCUAUUCUCCUAUGAUCUCGAUAUCACCAACAGCUUCCAAAAGACAUAUGAAAAAACCAAGGUCGAGCCUUCUUUACUUGACCUUCCACUUUAUAAGCAGGUUGAGAAACGGUUUUGGUGGAAUGAACACAUAUCGCGUGAUCUCAUAAAGCAAAAGCUGGAUGAAUGGGUUUUACCGGUUAUGCAAGGUGCAAUGCAAUUGGAACCCUGUGAAGUGGAUGGGUACCCCUUUGAUUUUGUAUUGGUUUCUAGAAGAAGUCGCGAAAGAGCAGGUAUGCGUUACCAGCGAAGAGGAAUUAAUGAACACGGUGAGGUUGCCAAUUUUGUUGAAACAGAACAAAUUGUCUUGUUCGAGAGAGAGGGAAUUCAACAUGUUGUUUCUUACAUACAGACACGAGGUUCAAGUACGGUAUCCCCUAUUAAAAUUCCUGUUUUCUGGAGUCAAUCACCUUAUAGCUUACACCCUGCCCCUACACUCGAACGUACUGAAGCCGAGAACGAUGAUGCUUUCAAAGCUCAUUUCUGCAAACAAGAGAGUCUGUACGGAAAGCAAAUUGCUGUCAACCUAACUGAGCUUAGUGGGCGCGAAUCUAUUGUCGGGCAAGAAUAUCGCAAGCACGUAGAACACCUUGGAGACCCUAAUAUAAAAUAUGUAGAGUUUGAUUUUCAUCGAGAGACAAAGGGUAUGCGAUUUGAGAACAUCAGUAAGCUUAGUACAAGCCUUUCUGAUGAUCUGUCAAAGGUUGCUUAUUUCUGGGAAGCGGGUGAGCCUGGUGCUGAGACAGUAUAUUGCAAACAAACGGGUGUUUUCCGAACAAAUUGCAUGGAUUGUCUUGAUCGUACUAAUGUUGUUCAGAGUGCCUUUGGACGCAGUGUAUUGAAUCUUCAGCUUAUGCGUUUUGGAAUCACUGAGUAUCCAGAUAAGGGUAUCCGAUUCUAUGAAGAAUUUGAGAAACGAUUCAACAAUGCAUGGGCCAAUAAUGGAGAUAUGAUUUCACGCAUGUAUGCUGGAACUAGUGCUCUCAAGGGUGAUUUUACACGUACUGGAAAGCGCAAUAUUACCGGAAUGAUGAAUGAUGCAUCCAACUCUUUGGCCCGUAUGUACUUUAAUACCGUCAAAGAUUUUUGGAGACAGGCAACUGUAGACUUUGUGUUAGGUAAAAACCUUUGGGUACUAACGAACAAUGCAGGCUAUCAUAAGUUUGAGAUCUUUAGACACGUACCCCAAGCUACUUUGAUGUCAGCCGAGCCAGGUAUCGAGAGACGAUGGGCAAAAAUCAGAUCUGAUGCUGUUGAAAUCAGUAGUGAGAUAGUUAUUGCUGAUGAUGAAGUCAAGAUUUCUGGAUGGACAUUAUUGUCGCCUGUGGAAACACAAAAACGGAACGCCAAGAAGUUUGAAGAAAAGGUUGUGCUCUUGACAGAAAAGGCUAUCUAUGUAUGCAGUUACAACUACAAUCUCGAAAAGGUUGUUCAGUUUAAGCGAAUUAGCUUGGAUACGAUUAUUCACCUCCAGAUUGGAGAGUACAUUCUUUCAUCACUCUCACCGACUUCCAGACGACCUGAUCAAAACUACGGAUUUCUGCUAUUCUACAGAGCAAACGGUGAGAUCGUUCGAUGGAACACUGGCAGUAUACGCAAUCAGAGUCUAGGAGAUUUAAAUAUUGACUCCAACGAGACGAAUUCUCGGGGCGAUUCUGGAAGAAGACACGACAGUGAUGACAACAGCUCAGAUUCAUCCGAUAGUGAUAGCGAUGGAGAUGAUGGAAAUGCAUUUGUGGCAUUCAAAGCCGUACGCUACAACGCACUAGGAGAGUUACCAGAAGACAAAGUAUUGAAUUGCCGGGACCAGGUCAGGAAGAUCGUUUCUGAAAUUGCAGAUGCAUGUGGACACAGUACAAAAGAUGAACGAUUUGUUGAACACAAGCCUAUAAUAAGUCUUGAACAAGCUGAAAAAACCGACGGCAUAUUUAAAACAAUGGGAUAUAAGAUCAAGAAAGCCAUCUGGAUCUAGUUUAAUAUCUUGGAUGAAUUACAAUAUUUACCUCUUUCUUUAACUACAUUAAUCGACAUCACUCCCCAUUUCUCUGUAUUUUUACAUCCUCAAUUAUACAUACAAUCACCUACCAAUAAUUGUCAAGGACCGCUUUAAAGCUUACCAAAACGAAAAAAAAAACAAAUAUAUAUAUAAUUCUCUGCAAUCGUAUUAAUAUUUACUUUCUUUCGCGUGGUAUUAAGUAUCAAUACAACAUGGC